Messenger RNA from Panicum virgatum (switchgrass), 2097 nucleotides. RefSeq names its product indole-2-monooxygenase-like. Gene Ontology annotation, molecular function: iron ion binding; monooxygenase activity; oxidoreductase activity, acting on paired donors, with incorporation or reduction of molecular oxygen. Lineage: Eukaryota; Viridiplantae; Streptophyta; Magnoliopsida; Poales; Poaceae. The transcript has 3 exons. Bases 75 to 1697 code for a protein of 540 amino acids. The record is from RefSeq and is a predicted model, not a curated record.
CCCAGCACGCAGCUGAACCUAGCUAGUACUACAUAAUAAUAGUCUCCAAGGAAGUAAAUCAACGACAAGCUAGCAUGAGUUCCCUCCUGGAGGUGGCAUGCCAACUAAUCAUGCUCGUCGUCGUUCCACUCCUGAUGCUGCUGCUGCUGCCGCACUUCUUGGCAUCCCGAUCAGCAAGCCGCCGCCGUCGCAGCAACGAGGAUGGCAACGCGCAGCAGCUCCCGCCUUGCCCUCCGGCGCUCCCCAUCAUCGGCCACCUGCACCUCGUCGGCGCCCUCCCGCACGUCUCCCUCCGUGACCUCGCCGCCAAGCACGCCGCCGGCGGCCUCAUGCUCCUCCGCCUCGGCACCGUCCCCAACCUGGUCGUGUCGUCCCCGCGCGCGUCGCAGGCGAUCAUGCGCACGCACGACCACAUGUUCGCCUCGCGCCCGACGACCGCCAUCACCGACACUCUCAUGUACAGCUCGUCUGACAUCGCCUUGGCCCCUUACGGCGAGCACUGGCGCCAGGCCAGGAAGCUCGUCACUGCACACCUCUUCACCGUCAAGAAGGUGCACUCCUACCGCCAUGCCCGCCAAGAAGAGCUGCUGUCAUAUAUGCUUAUGCAGGUGCGCUUGGUGAUGGCCAAGAUACGGGAGGCGAGCACAGCCGUGGACAUCGGCGAGAUGAUGAACACAUUCGCCAAUGACAUCAUCAGCCGCUCCGUGUCGGGCAAGUUCUUCAGGGUGGAAGGCAGGAAUAAGAUCUUCCGGGAGCUCGUUAACACCAACUCCAUUCUUCUUGGAGGAUUCAACCUCGAAGACUACUUCCCCAGCCUAGCGAAUUCUCUAGGCUUCCUCACCAGAUGGUUCCUGCGCAACAGGCCGGUCCAUCAGGCACAUAAAAGGUGGGACGAGUUGCUUGAGAAGAUAAUAAGCGACCAUGAGAGAAGAAAAUCUACUAUGCAUGGUCAUGAUCAAGAGAGUGACUUCACCGAUGUGUUGCUCUCCGUUCAGCAAGAGUAUGGUAUCACCAGAGAUCAUAUCAAGGCCAUCUUGAUGGACAUGUUUGGCGCGGGCACAGACACAUCAUCUUUGGUCCUGGAGCUCGCCAUGGUCGAGCUCAUGCGCAACCCUUGGGUCAUGACCAAGCUGCAAGGUGAAGUCAGGAGGCACACACCAGAGGGUCAAGAAACGGUCGAGGAAGAGAACCUAGCUAGCAUGGCCUAUCUGAGAGCCGCCGUGAAGGAGACACUAAGGCUGCACCCACCUGCUCCGCUCCUCCUCCCUCACCUCUCCAUGGCGGACUGUGUCGUCGACGGCUACACGAUCCCCUCCGGCACUAGGGUCAUAGUCAACGCAUGGGCUAUUAGUAGGGAUCCAAAGUCAUGGGAGGAGCCGGAGGAGUUCAUGCCAGAGAGGUUCAUGGACGGUGGGAGUGCUGUGGCCAUCGACUUUAAAGGCAAAGACUUUGAGUUUGUGCCAUUUGGGGCUGGAAGGAGGAUCUGUCCUGGCCUCAACUUUGCUUUGGCUACUGUUGAGAUCAUGCUGGCAAACCUCGUGUAUUGUUUUGACUGGCAGCUGCCAGACGGCAUGGAGGCCAAGGAUAUUGAUUUGACAGAGGUGUUUGGAUUGGCAGUCCGUCCGAAGGAGAAGCUCAUGCUAUUUCCAAAACCACGUGGUCAUCACUCCAUGCAAAUUACUGAGGCUGGUCCCUGAGUGUUUGAUCUGUCUACACCCACGUUCACGUUAUAUAUAUGUGGUCAGGUUAUAUAGGCGGAUUGCUGCUUGAGCUCAAUAUAUAAACAAUAGUUCGAUCUGGAUUACAUUAGCAGAAAUAUGUUGUGAGUAAUUCUCGUUCUAAUAUAUACUAGCUAUUGCUUAGGCAAAGAGGAUUUUGACGAGGAAUGAAGGAUAGCAGCACGUAAAUGAUCGAUGACCGAAUAUGAAGAUAACUGAGCCAGCGGCGGAAUGUGACCCGUAUGAAACGAAGGAGGGGCCAAUUAUAGUGCUAAGUUAGCUAAUUUACUUAUGCACAACUGUACUAAUAUAUGCAUGGUAUAAACAAUAAUUUGAUAUGGACUAUAUUAAUGGAAAUAUGUUGUGAUUAAUUUUCGUU